GUGUGCGUGCGCACACACACACACACCUGUAUAUAAAAGAUUCUCGUGAAGUACGAAGUUCUUCUUCAUUGUCCCUUCCUCACUCAGACAGACACAAGUGUUCCGCAAAAAAAAAAAAAAAAUUUAUCUCCCCCCACCCCACCACAAAAAUAUUUAUUCGGAAGAAAAUAUUUGUUGACUUUACUUGCAGAACCAUGAGGAACGCAGUUGCCAUAACCUUUUGGCAAAUGGUACUUCUUGGACACUUCAUGAUUUUGUCCUUCCCAUUAAACGAUGGCAAAAACAUUGUGAUAGUGACCAAGUCGUGUCCGAAAACCCUUACCGAACAAGGAGACAUAGUUAUUCUCGCUGACCAUACAAGGACCCAUCCCUUCGCGUCGUGUCAGCACCAACAUAGACAUUAUUUUAAUGAAGUAGCGAUCGCUGUUUACCGUUUGCAGUUCCAGUUGAACGGAGACUGGAAACGUCGCUGUACUGCAAUGGUGUGGCAAUGGAACAGUUAUUCCAAAGAUCUCCGGUUUCCACGUGGCCAGUUAUGUAUCCUGGAGUCCAGUAUUUAA
Messenger RNA from Octopus bimaculoides (California two-spot octopus), 560 nucleotides. RefSeq lists its product as uncharacterized. The record is from RefSeq and is a predicted model, not a curated record. Lineage: Eukaryota; Metazoa; Mollusca; Cephalopoda; Octopoda; Octopodidae.